AGGCCUUCUGAAAUACAAACAGCACGAAGCCGCUCGUCACUACAGCUUUCUUUCAAGACAUCGAUAUUUUUUCGUCGUAGCUUCCUAACAAGAUGCAGCCUGUCAUCCGUCGUUUUACCAGCAGCUGUCGCAGGGGCUGCAUAAUGCCUCCUGCAGGACUACAGCCAGCUUCUGUUCCUUACUGCCACAAAACCACCUCCACCUCGCAUCUUCAAGUACGUUACUUCGGCGCUCACACUGGGGUGGUGCGGGGGUUGGUGUUCAAAAAACAGUUUGGUUUCAUCGAGCCGCACUCCAGCUCCCUGCGUACGGACGACGGGAAGGACCUGAUGUUCACCUUCUUCAAUCUGAAGGACGGACGGAUUGCGGAGGUGGGGGACGAGGUCUCUUUCGACGUCCAGGAAAAUCCGGUUAAGCCCGGUCGACAAGAAGCGGUCAACGUGGAGGGCGGCACCGGGCGCAUCUGGCAAGCGCGCAACCCCCGCGCGGGCAGGAUAUUCGGGGGACCGGAGACCGCGACGCGGGAGCAGGGGACGACGGGGAAUAACAGUGCGGAGCCUACGACGGCAACCGCGACUGCCGCAGAAGGAUCGUCGUAGAAAGGCGCUUGCUGGUUCGUUCGUUGGUGUUGCUGAUCACGCAGGAUGAAUGUACAGAGAAACCCCUGAACAACUCGACCUGAAAAUGAGAUUAUGAAUGCGCCGCCGGGCGUUCGACCGAGACCGAAAAAGAGAUUAAUGAAAAUCGUGAAGCAUAAAGAACAGUUUCUUUCAGCUUCACUGGAAGAAGGAAGAAGUCCUUACUUAUGAAUGGAGAAUGUGUUGCGCAAUGCGGCCGGGUAGAUCUGAUCUACGUGUAAUCUUCAUUCAAUGCUGUUGCUGCGCCAGUUUUUGGGACGCAGACUUUGACGUCGUCGUCUGUGUUAGUGUUGCAAUAUUAUCGUAU
This is a messenger RNA of Amoebophrya sp. A120, 945 nucleotides long. Lineage: Eukaryota; Dinophyceae; Syndiniales; Amoebophryaceae. The record is from the annotation of a GenBank genome assembly.